Fusarium vanettenii 77-13-4 is the source of this 999-nucleotide messenger RNA. RefSeq lists its product as uncharacterized. The transcript has a single exon. Bases 1 to 999 code for a protein of 332 amino acids. The record is from RefSeq and is a predicted model, not a curated record. Lineage: Eukaryota; Fungi; Ascomycota; Sordariomycetes; Hypocreales; Nectriaceae. Gene Ontology annotation, molecular function: 4-hydroxy-tetrahydrodipicolinate synthase activity.
AUGUCGUUCCCCAAAGUUCCCCCAAGCGGAGUCUGGGCUCCCGCCAUCACCUUCUUCGAUCAUAACACCGACACGCUUGAUACUGAGUCACAGGCCAAGUACUACUCCUACUUGUCAAAGACUGGCCUUGCGGGACUCGUCGUUCUCGGAACCAACGCAGAGACGUUUCUUCUCACCCGUGAAGAACGCAAGACUCUCCUAGAGACGGCUCGGCAAGCAUGCGGACCCUCUUACCCCAUCAUGGCCGGCGUGGGGGGCCACUCAACAAAGCAAGUUUUGGAGUUCAUCUCGGAUGCGGCUGAUGCUGGUGCCAACUACGUGUUGCUUCUACCUCCAGCAUACUUUGGCAAGCAAACGACACCAGAAGUUAUCAACAACUUCUUUGACGACGUUGCCAAGGAGAGUCAGCUCCCUAUCGUCAUCUACAAUUUUCCUGCAGUGUGCAAUGGUAUCGACCUCGACUCAGCAACAAUUUCCGCUCUGGCGAAGAAGCAUAGCAACAUUGUUGGCGUAAAGCUAACAUGCGGAGCUGUUGCCAAGAUCACACGACUCGCUGCUGAACUUCCGGCUGAUCGAUUCGCUACAUAUGGAGGACAGUCAGAUUUCCUCAUUGGAGGCCUUGCUGCUGGCUCCAUGGGCACCAUUGCCGGCUUCGCCAAUGUAUUUCCGAGAAUCAUUGUGCACAUCUAUAACCUGUAUCAGGAAGGCAAGUAUCAGGAAGCUAUGGAGUUGCACAAGAGGGCUGCGCUCGCUGAACAGCCCUGCAAGGCUGGCAUUGCGUCUGUCAAGUACGCGGCUUCUCUCAACACAGCGAAGGCGGCUGGUAUCAAGGGAGCUCAGGAGAAGCUGAAGCCUAGACGACCAUACAUUGAGCCUUCAGACUCUGCCAAGAAGGUGAUUGAGGCACAAAUUGCGGAUUUGGUGAGCAUUGAGGCGUCGCUGCAACCCAAUGCGACGAAUGGAAGCACCAAUGGGCACAGUAACGGUGUAACAAAUUAG